Candidula unifasciata is the source of this 794-nucleotide messenger RNA. The record is from the annotation of a GenBank genome assembly. NCBI's taxonomy places the organism in Eukaryota, Metazoa, Mollusca, Gastropoda, Stylommatophora, Geomitridae.
UGCCUGAUGGUAAUGUGACUUACAAACGUGUGUACAGCCACCCAGUGGUCUGGCAGACGAAUGAGAAGAAACUUUCUAACUUACAUGUUUCCAGUGAAGGCACCAUUGAAGACGCAAGAGGAUUUUUGCAGGCUGAUUUUGCAAACAAGUUUGUUGGUGGAGGUGUGUUGACUGCUGGACUUGUUCAGGAAGAGAUUCGCUUUGUGCUGUGCCCUGAAAUGAUCGUGUCACGUUUGUUUACAGAAGUAUUAGCAAGCGAUGAGGUUCUAGUCAUGAUAGGUUGUGAACGCUUCAACAGUUACUCUGGAUAUUCUGACACAUUUAAGUUCACGGGGAACUAUUUCGACAACACAGAAAGGGAUCAUAUGGGGAGGAGAUUCACAGAAGUUGUGGCCAUGGAUGCAGCUGUCUUUCGGGAAAAUUACUAUCAUCAGUUUGAACUGCAUCAUGUACAAAGGGAACUUAACAAGGCAUACAUUGCAUUCGAGUCAAAAGGUACCAGAAACAAGCCAGCUGUUUGUACUGGCAACUGGGGAUGUGGAGCCUUCGGAGGAGACAAGCAGCUCAAGGCUCUAAUCCAGUUGAUGGCAGCCAGUGUAGCCAACCGGGACAUCUGCUACUUGACCUUUGGUGACACUGAACUUUGUCUGCAAAUUGGCCAUAUCUAUGACAUUCUGAAGGCCAGAGAUAUCUGCAUCAAAGACAUCAUGAAAAUCCUGAAAGAAUACAGCCACAGCAACACAAGUGAUCUUUUGUUCACAUUCAUAGAAAAGAAACUUGCUGAGAAAUGCUGA